AUGAGUUUCCUUAGGAACUUGAGAGGCAAUGGUGGUAACUCAAAUCCCAGUGUCGGACCAAGUCCGCCGAAAAAGGAUUCCACAGCGCCACAGAUAACGCCUCUAGAGAGGAUGCUGCAGGAUGUGGAAGGACCUGUAAAAGAGGAUGGGAGCGACAAGUUCUUCGGGAUGGAAAAUUAUGGCAAUACAUGCUACUGUAACUCGAUCCUACAAUGUCUAUACUACUCGGUCCCUUUUCGAGAGUCCGUGAUCAACUACCCGAAGCGCACUCCCAUAGACACUCUCGAAGCGGCUCUGGCAAAGACCCUGCGGUAUCAAACUCCGAUUCACGAAGCACACCUGGACGCAGAAGGCGCCGUUACGCGACAACGGGCAACGUCCAUGGGACCGUACUCGGCUCGAAGUGCGGGCGUCACUCCGACCCAGCCACCACCAAAGCCAGAAGAUAAAGAUUCGCCAGAAUACAAGAAGAAGAUGGCCAUGCAGACCCUGCCUCUGUUGGAGACAAAGGAUAACGCAGCAAGCUAUGGGAUGCCCGAGUCAUUAUUCACAUCUCUCAAAGAUAUAUUCGAAUCCGUUGUCGCAAGCCAGUCGAGAGUGGGAGUGAUCCGGCCCCAACACUUCCUAGACGUCCUAAAACGAGAGCACGAGAUGUUCAGAUCGGCGAUGCAUCAAGAUGCCCAUGAGUUUCUCAACUUGCUACUGAACGAGGUCGUCGCAAAUGUCGAAGCGGAAUCUUCCCGAUUGGAGGAGGAAAAGAGACUUUCUAAUGCAGCUAAUGAUGACCAAGCGGAACACAGCCGUGAGAACGGAGAGCUAACGACAUCCAACGUCGCAGGCUCUAGUGGUUCUAAGACUCCAAAUACAACCCGAUGGGUGCAUGAGCUGUUUGAAGGCACGUUGACUUCGGAGACCCAGUGUUUGACAUGCGAGAAGGUCUCCCAGAGAGACGAGGUGUUCCUCGAUCUUUCCGUCGAUCUGGAUCAGCAUUCAUCGGUGACAUCCUGUCUGAGGAAGUUCUCUGCGGAGGAGAUGUUAUGUGAACGGAACAAGUUCCACUGUGACAAUUGUGGUGGGCUGCAGGAGGCGGAGAAGCGAAUGAAGAUUAAGCGGCUACCGAGGAUCUUGGCUCUGCAUCUGAAGCGCUUUAAAUACACAGAAGACCUGCAGCGAUUGCAGAAGCUGUUCCAUCGCGUCGUGUAUCCUUACCACCUGCGACUCUUCAAUACGACCGAUGAUGCAGAAGAUCCCGAUCGCCUCUAUGAACUGUACGCAGUUGUCGUCCACAUUGGAGGAGGUCCUUACCAUGGACAUUAUGUUGCCAUCAUCAAGACACAGGAGCAUGGAUGGUUGUUGUUCGAUGACGAGAUGGUAGAGCCUGUGGACAAGAACUUUGUUCGCAACUUCUUUGGUGACCGACCGGGGCUGGCAUGCGCCUACGUUCUUUUCUACCAAGAAACCACUCUCGAAGCCGUACAGCGGGAACAGGAACAGGAGGGCAUGACUCCCACCCAAAGUUCACCUGAGCUGAAAGAUCUGUCACUCAGAACGAAUGGCAUGCCACCGGAUCAGGUCCAUAUAUCGCAAGGGCCGCUGUCGGAUGAUGCAAACCGUAUGCCGUAUCUGAACCACAUACCGAGUGCGCCGCCCCUUUCCACGCCUGCUGAGCAGCCUGUGUAUCCGACUGCUCCUCCCAUUCCCCCAUCUUCCCCAGGUCCUGCCAGGCCUCUGAACGUGAAGAAGAGUGAUCUCUUGAAGAAAGAGAAGAAGGAAGAAAAAGAACGGAAAGCCGCGGAGAAAGCUGCCGAGAAGGAGAAGGAUAAAGCUCAAAAGCUACGAAGGAAGGAGGACAACAAGCGCGAAGAAUCUGAGCUGAAAGCUGCGCUCGAGGCCAGUAAAGCCACCAAAGCUGAUGAGGACAAACGAAAUGCAGCGGAGACCGACAAGGACAAAAGCAAGGAGAACGGCCAUCCAAAGAACCUGUCACACGGGUUGGGGAGAUUCAAGCGCGGCAGCAAGACCAUUGGCCAUAAGCUGGUAAAGGAGAAAGAUCGCAGGAUAUCAAGCGACCUUGUACGCUUGGAAGAAGGCAAGGCUGCUGCUGGGCCUGACUCGAACCCUAUGGAGGAACAUCCACCGCGACAAGAGACUUUGCUGAAGAAUCUCGCCCGCAGUGAGGACCACGAACUUCACAAACCGGAAUCGCCCAAGCUGAAGCACGAAAAGAUAAGUCAUGGCAAGUGGCGGGGCUUCGGCGGCCUGAGAAAGAAAUCCUUCAGCAUCCUCUCAUAG
Paecilomyces variotii is the source of this 2292-nucleotide messenger RNA. Its product is annotated as putative ubiquitin carboxyl-terminal hydrolase creB. Gene Ontology annotation, cellular component: nucleus; cytosol. Bases 1 to 2292 code for a protein of 763 amino acids. The transcript has 4 exons. Gene Ontology annotation, biological process: protein deubiquitination. The record is from RefSeq and is a predicted model, not a curated record. Lineage: Eukaryota; Fungi; Ascomycota; Eurotiomycetes; Eurotiales; Thermoascaceae. Gene Ontology annotation, molecular function: cysteine-type deubiquitinase activity; cysteine-type endopeptidase activity.